Molecule: messenger RNA, 4862 nt
Organism: Mugil cephalus (flathead mullet)
Lineage: Eukaryota; Metazoa; Chordata; Actinopteri; Mugiliformes; Mugilidae
Product: transcription factor E2F3-like
Exons: 8
Coding region: 240-1577 (445 amino acids)
Biological process (GO): regulation of transcription by RNA polymerase II
Cellular component (GO): RNA polymerase II transcription regulator complex
Molecular function (GO): DNA-binding transcription factor activity, RNA polymerase II-specific; protein dimerization activity; RNA polymerase II cis-regulatory region sequence-specific DNA binding
Source: RefSeq, a predicted model, not a curated record
UCAUCAGGCCGUUUCCUGAAGCCAUUUCUAGACGGGGCAAACGAGAGUUGCGCUACUUUUUAAUCCGUUGCAUCUGCCUAAAUGCACGUUCACAAGGACAAAUACUUUUCAUUAGUCGAUAAUUCAGACAUUUGUCUUUACUUUCGUCUGAUUAUUUUUGUGACUAUCGCGGCGGAUUAGCAGCCUUGUGGGCUCGAAAGUUCGGAGACGAGAAAAGGGGGUUGCCCUGUAUACGCAAGAUGAGAAGAGGGAUCUCCUCGGCUCCGGACAAAGUGAUUUUAGCGGGGGUUGGGGGCUCUCCUCUGGACAAUAAUAUAAUUUUAACAGCUCUAUCGGAUCGUUUAAACCCCGGUCAAGCCAAUGCUACGUAUAUCCAAAUAAUAACCACACCGCCGCCUUGCAACGUUACACAGACAUCAAGUGUGUGUUUAUCCGAGCCUCAGAUCAACAACAUUUACACAACUCCACAACAAGCUGCAGCAAACGGAGCAGGACAGCGACCGGCUCUGGGAAGACCCCCGGCGAAAAGACGGUUAGCGCUAGAUGAUUCAGACCACCAGUACCAGUCAGAACCAGCCAGAACUCCAAGAGGUAGAGGAGGUGGAGCUGCAGCAGCCAAUGGUGCCCGACUAAAGACGCCCAGAACGCCAAAGUCUCCAACAGAGAAGACGCGGUACGACACGUCCCUAGGCCUGUUGACAAAGAAGUUUGUGGACCUUCUUGCUCAGUCUUCUGAUGGCGUUCUGGACCUCAACCUUGCUGCUGAAACCUUACAGGUACAGAAAAGACGACUGUAUGAUAUCACCAACGUACUAGAAGGUAUUCAUCUCAUCAAGAAGAAAUCAAAGAACAACAUUCAGUGGAUGGGCUGUAGUCUGUUGGAGGUAGAGGGGGCACUGAGCCAGAGACAAAGACUAACCGCCGAAGUUUCUGCACUGGCUGAAGAAGAGCAGAGGCUCGAACAACUCAUCCAGAGAUGCAGCCUGGACGUGCGAAACAUGAGCGAGUUGACAAGCAACCAGAAAUAUGCUUAUGUAACAUACCAAGACAUGAAGCAGCUGGGGAACCUCAGAGACCAGACUGUUAUUGUCGUCAAAGCGCCUUCUGACACCAAACUUGAAGUACCAGAUCCUGAUGAGUCUUUAUCUAUUCAUCUGACCAGCACCAAGGGUCCUAUAGAAGUCCUGCUCUGCCCGGAUGAGGAGAAUGACCCUAAGAGCCCAAUAAAGAAUGGCAACACAGACAUCAAUGGGAACUCACCCUUUGUCAAAGUCCUCCAAGAUCCCAGCUGCACAGCCACUUCUCCCAGCUCCUUCCUGGCUCCGCCGUCGUCUUCCUCAGCCGUCUCCGUCACAACGCUCUCCCCCAUCUCGUCCCCUUACACCAGUCUCCUCCAGCAGACAGAAGACCAGAUCCCUUCAUCCUUGGGGCCUUUCUUAAACCUCGGGCCUCCUCUCCUGGACCAAGACGACUACUUGUUAGGUUUGGGAGAUGAUCAGGGAAUUAGCGACUUGUUUGACAACUGUGACUUUGAUAAAAUGCCCCCACUUGUGCUGGAUGAUCUCCUGUGUAGCUAGCAGUUGCUAAAAGAAACGGAUGGGGACGAAACACUGGGGGCUAAAUACUAUGAUCUUCAUUAUGUGUGUGUGGUAAAUGCCCUGGUCAGUGUGAAGCCUCUUCUGUCUUUUCUUUCUUUUCUUUUUUUUAUUUUGGAAGUGGAUGGUGAAUUACAUUUAUGAACAGGAAGGAAGUAAGAGUAUUCAUCUCUAUGUAUGAUGCAGUGUUACAGAGAGAACCGACAGGGACAGCCUAAAGGAACACGCCUGGGGUUAGCCUACAUCCUGGGUAGUUGAGUUCAGCAUAACCAUAGGUAGACUCUUCAAGGGCCGUUGCUAAAUCUCCACGGAUCAUAUCUGUAAACGUGUUCUGGCAGGUACACGAUGGGGCCGAUUUUCUCGUCGGGUGCGCAGACUCUUCCGGGUAAACUUCAAGAUUCGUCAACGCCGAGUGUAGAAGAGCGGAGUCUGGUUUCAUCCUAUUACUCCUGUUAAUCUGAAGGCUCACACCGCCGGACCGUUAAAUAGACGUGCGUUAGGUGCAACACUUCAAAUCAAAUCAGCUCUAAAGAGAGAACAGUUGGUGCACAGUGUUCACGACUGGAGUUCAUAACUUGGGGUCGGACAGGUCGAGGCUUUGGUCGCCUCACAUAUUUGGCCUUCUGAAUAUUAUCUAGUUAAUACGAGGGUACAGUUAGUCACUAUUCUCCAUUGACAAGCUGCAUGGACGACUCAUUGUGGAUUCUUCAGUAGCUCAAUUUCAAAUCUUAACUAGAACGUCAAAAAAAAAAACAAUAGUGUCCAUUUUAAAUGUUCGUAAACAAGACCGGUGUGCAUCAGUCCAUCGUCUACUAAUCAAGUGGGCAACUGCAGUUUAUAUGAUAUGGUAAAAAUGUUCACCAUAUGAGAAGAAAAAGCCAUCGUCUCCGCGUGAUGCGGGCUUCGGCGAAACUCCUGAAACACAGAUCGGGCCUGUUUGGAUGCAUGCUGUGUACACUUUCCGAAUUCGUUCGUUCCUGUUUCCUCCAUCCCACUUCCCCUAAUGCCGCCUCGGUUUAGACUGUUCCUUCGCAACUAUACUGUAUACUGAGCUAAUGAGACAAAUUAGAGUUUUGAAUCAUUUGCCACUCAGUGCACUGUGAACCGAAGCAGUGAGCAUUAGAUUUUUUUUCUUUUUUUUUUUUUUUAGGUUCACUAUCUUAAAUUUUAAUAGAUUUUAAUAGGCUAGAAAUAACUAAUGACUCCGUGGUCGCGUAAGCAACACAUGACUACAUAGCCACUAACUGAGACUUCAGCAUGUAAUGAAGGGCUUUUUUUUCCUGUUAUUAUUUAAAAUAAAUAAAUAAAAUAAAGGAAAAAAUAAAAAAAUAAAAAAUACAACUGAAUUUAGUGCAACCAAGCCUUAAUGUCAUGUUGUUUGGAGCCACUGAAGCUCUGAGUAGUGUUUCAUCAAGAAAAGCUAAAGUGUGUGUGUGUGUGUGUGAUGGAUGUGUUUUAUCUAACGGUAUUAGGAACACAACGGCUUCUGAUAGCUUGUGUUUUAUUACAUCCCUGAUGUUAAAGGUAAUACUGCUGCUGUUAAAUUUUCCCCCCGAUCUGAUUGACACGUGCUCGGUUAAUUGCGUGCGUUGGUCUCGUCAGAUCGAAGCUCGCUCAAGAGCGAGCCGUACCGGGUGUAAAUUCAUGUACAGUUUUCUAAUUUCUUUUUUUUUUUUCCUCUUCCAGUGCACAAGGUACCGUAGGCUACCUCUCACUUAAAGUCGGGCAGUAGCAGUAGGGCGUAGAGGUUAAUGCCAUAGCGUGUAUGAAUAUUUGAAUUCCCUUGUCAAGGACUUUAUUACCCUUGUAUUAUUUAGCAGUGAUGUCGCGUGUUACAUCGCACUUUGGUUUUCCGAUGCGUGGGAGGUUCCACUUAUGCCCCAAUAUUAUAAACAUAACACAUUUUGCUCAAACCGGUCACAUGAUAAAUUUGAAUAAUGGGAUGCACAUUUGAAGAGUAGUUAACUUGAAAAAUAUAUUGCAAUAUUUUAUUUUAUUUUGGUUGGUUCUUUGAAUUCUUUUCUAUAAGUUAUUAAGUUCUUUUGUCAUUUUUUUUUUUCCUUCCCUAAAAUGCCGAGUGUCUCUCAGACUCCAAAACAAGAACGCAUUCAAUACCGCAUGCAGUCAUUCGGCCUAUCUGCCACUUCACUGGUCGUUGUGAGGCGUUUCUGCGCCUGCAGACACCACUGAACCGGGAUCAGCGAUUUGGUGGUGCUCUGCUGAAGUGCGCAUUUUUUGCUUUUGUGACACUGUGUGUCCGUUUUGUUGUAAUGUUGUGAGGGAGUCUGAUGUUCUUUUAAAUAUUUCUGCUUUUUUUUAUUUUUUUUUUUUUUAACAUUUCGUUAAAGCGGCAAUCUCCAAGAUCGUGGUUUCGUUUCCUUUUCUCCCCCUUUUAGACCUUCUGAUAAGCGACGUUCGCGCCUGCAGUGUCCACUUACUGUCUCGUUGUCAAGCGUGAACCCUGCAGACUGCUUUGUAAGGCAUCACUACUUGUGUGUGCAGCUUUGUCAUUUUGGGUGAUCUGAAUAUUGCACAUGCAGGGUUUCUUUUUUUUUUCUCAUAUCAUCUCAUCAGUGGGCUACAGGCUCAGUCAUCGCGUCGUUACGUCAUCUGGUGACAGAUCUUUGAGAUUGCCGCUUUAAAACCGCUUGGCCGUUCAGUUGAGGAGGUGAUUCAGUUUCUUAGUCAGCUUUACUUGAAUUAUACGUAUUAAGAACUACAACCAGAGAUGGAUGACAUUGGCCCUGAUUCACAGAAUACAAAUUCCCUAUAGGUAUAUUUAUAUCAACGUAUUUACUAACCACAGUGCCACUCCUUACAGUUCCAACAGUUAUAUUUUUCCUCAAUCUGUUCCGAGCAACCAGAAUUAACUGGUUGGAAUAUUUUAUCUCCUUUUACGUGAUGGAAACAUGAUUGUACCUUUCCAUAAGUUUCUAAUGGAAUGUCAUUGAUUUUAACGCACCGCUAAAGCUGCUGUCUGGUAUAAUUGGUGAUUUAAAUUUGCUGCUCCGUCAUUUCCGAUGUUUGAUCCUGAUGUGCUCACGGAAACAUAUCAUUCGACAUAGUGCGUUGUUAGCUACAGUCCUGAUUAUAACCACAUUGUUUUUCUGUUUUUUUUUGUUGUUGUUUUUCCCCCUGCCGUUUUCUUAUGGGUGUGCUUAAGCUGUUACCAAAUACAAUAAACUGAUCCAUAAAAUAUACUGUAAUGGCUAUUGCGAAAAGCGUUCGGGAGGAGAGGAUUGACGGUAAGAUUAUGACAUUGCUGCC